CAUUCCAAUACUUGAGGUGGUCACAUGUUGCUCAAGAGUGCACUCCAUUCUUCACCGUGACGUGUUUUGAAUAUAUAUGCACGAUUUGGUGGUGCAAAUUCUUACACGUCUAUAUCCUGCCUUUAAGUGGUCAACCCUCUGACGAGCAAUAAUAUAUAUGGACUAUAAGCUUCCGAUUUGAUAAUUCAUGGACAAUUGCAUUAGUCAGAGGAAGCCAAAACGCGGGUGGAAUUAUCUAAUCAGUUUAGUAUUUCUCCAAAACCAAGGGCAGUAAGGCCUAGUAUUGUGGCUUAAGCUCUCACUCAAGUCAUGAUGAGGACCGCCUUCUGCAUUGCCAACAUUAUACUCUCAUAUCAUUGGAUUCAAAGGCCACUGCUUAUUCAUUGACUUCAAGACAGUUUUCGUGACGAUUUUGGUUAAAAGUUCAGCUUUUUUCACGGCCAUGGCGGAACAUUUUGACUUGAAGUUAGAUUUUUCAUAAAAUUUCGUGGACGACUGCGGUGAACUGUUGACGAGCUAAAUGAUUCCGUUGACAACAACUGUGAUUAUAUGCUGUGCUAUUUCAUGUGAUUCGGUGGACAAUUUGAUUAAACGUAGAGCUAUUUCAUAUGAUUCCGUGGUCAAUUGAUGAAAUCAAACGUUGAGCUAUUUCUUGAACACUUGACAUCUAACGUUCAAUCGUUUCAUAAGUUUACAGCUGUGGUGUAACGUUCAAUCACUUCAUAAGUUCCGUGGACAGCUGUGGUCUAACGUUUAAUCAGUUCAUAAGUUCCUUGGACAACUGUCACCUGACGUUCAAUCAGUUCAUAAGUUCCGUGGACAGCUGUCACCUAACGUUUAAUCAGUUCAUAAGUUCCGUGGACAGCUCUCGCCUAACGUUCAAUCAGUUCAUAAGUUCCGUGGACAGCUCUCACCUAAAGUUCAAUCAGUUCAUAAGUUCCGUGGACAGCUCUCACCUAACGUUCAAUCAGUUCAUAAGUUCCGUGGACAGCUGUCACCUGACGUUCAAUCAGUUCAUAAGUUCUGUGGACAGCUGUCACCUAACGUUCAAUCAGUUCAUAAGUUCCGUGGACAGCUGUCACCUGACGUUCAAUCAGUACAUAUCGUGGGCAACUGUGAUCUAACGUGAAGUCAUUUCAGAAGUUGUGUGGACAAUUUUCUGUGAUUUCGCACAUAAGGAUAUCUAAUGAUGGAUGCGGCAUACCUCUGCUUUGUAGUUGCCACUCUUUUCAUCAUUUUCCCCUCGAUGAUUACUGCUCACGCCAAAAGCAAGGAAAAAAGCAACGAAUGUGAUCUGGUCGUACUGGGAUGCAAGUGCUCGAAAGGCUGGAAGACCGUGGAUUGCAAACCCGCCAAUCCUAAAUUGACAUCGGUACCAAAUCUGAUCCCUCUUGAAGUAGAAACGUUGAAAUUGUCAGACAACAGUAUCAAAACUCUUAGCAAUGCAAAUUUAGACUUGCCAAACCUGAAGAAAUUCGAAAUGAAAAACAACGAUUUGACCAGGAUUACGAGGAGUGCGUUUAUCAAGCUCCCCAAUCUUGAGAGGUUGGACUUGACAGGUAACAUUAUAACAUUUGUCGCGCCAGAUGCCUUCCGGAACAACCCGAACCUUUACGAAAUAAAACUCGAAGCGAACCCGCUGUAUUGCGAAUGUGACAUGUUCAAGUUCAAAGAGUGGGCUGCGCAGAACAGCGUAACGCUUUCCAAAGCAAAGUGUGCGAAUAAACUUUGGAAAAACCUCAACGAGAUGAGCGCGAAUGAAUUUGGAAAUUGCCAAGUUGCUGUACCUGCAACGGUUAAACCAGCUGCAGUAACAACUACGUCCACCACCACAAUAGCUGUGACUGACAUUCCCGGUUAUACUCAUCGCUUUGGGGAUUGCCCGGGAAAAUAUAUCAAACUUGUUCCAGGCAGCAUCGACAAAUGUCGUCGAGAAUGUGACGAGGUUACCGAUUGCAGGUCUUUCCUCUGGAAUUUCCUUGGCUCGAGCAGUUACUGUUUCUUAAAGCGCGGCUCCUGUCCUCAGUUGACCCAAGUCCAUAUCAAGAACUAUCACUUCUUUACUAAGAUCGAGAAGACAUGUCCCAAGGACUUCACGAUAACCCUGAAGGGAAACUUCACGUGGCCGGAGACAGCAUCUGGCCAAAUUGCUUCAGUGAUGUGCGAGUACCAACCGCCGGGUGAGAAAAAAAUGGCAUUACUAGCAAGGAGAGAAUGUUCCCUCCGCGAGUCUUUAGAGGCUUACUGGCAAGCACCAGAUCUAUCAGAGUGUCGAUACACGAAUUGGCUCACAGCUAAAUUGCAAGAUUUAGCGGAAGAGGCGAUAACCAAAAAUAACGUCAUCUCAAUGACGGCAAGGCUCGCUGAAAUCUCAACCAAUGUUACGAAUUUUUCUUACGUUGACGUAGCCUUGACGUCCGACACCAUCGACAAUGUGCUUAAAUCUGAUACGGCGUUUACUAGCGCCGGUGUCCAGAAGGAGACGGCCGUUAACCUGGCUAAAACUGUCGGGAAUAUGAUGGACGUGAGUGCUGACACUAUGCUAGCGGCCGAAGAAAUCGAAGGAAACACAGUCACACGCUUGGUCGAACAAGUCGAAACAAUCUCAAAAUAUUUAGAGUUGUUCGGGCUGCCGACGCAAACAAUCGUCCAACCGAACCUAGCCUUUGGAGUGGUUAAUUCUAACCAAGCAUCGAGUGGAGAUGUGUCCAUUGUUCUCAAUCACAUGGCAUUGCAGGAAGCGCUCACUACUGAUAAAGUAAUCAUCCAGGUUGGAGGGAGUGUCAAUGUAUCGGAGGCAGACACAUUUCUGACGAUUCCACAGGAUAUAGCGUUGAAGUUCAAGAACGAAAAAAUGAGCUUCUCUCUUUAUGGAAAAGACACUUUCUUCCGGGCUAUGAACCGCAAGACACAGAACGCCAAGCCCCCUCGCGCGACUACGAACAGCCGCGUUGUCGCCGCGAAUAUUGGCGACCAGGAGAUCCAAAAUCUCUCCACUCCGAUCGUUCUCCACUUUGACUACGUCAGUAAGACAGGCUAUUCCAAUCCUCAGUGCGUGUUCUGGGACUUCGACCUCGCGGGAUGGUCCGGUGAAGGAUGUCGUGUGGUCACCAGCCACAGUGACGGAGCUUCAUGCGAGUGUGAUCACCUCACCAGCUUCGCCUUGCUCAUGGACCUCACUGGGGACGUGGCUGGACUUGACGCGACACAGCUACUGGUUCAGAGUGUACUCACUUACAUUGGAUGCAUUUUAUCUCUGCUUGCACUCCUCUUAACGGUCUUCACACACUUCUUCUUCCACGAAGAACUGCUUCGGGACAACCCAUCAAGAAUUCUGAUGAAUCUCUGCUUUUCUAUCAUCGCUACAAAUGUCAUCUUCAUUUGCGGGUCCCACCACAUGCUUGACGAUGCGGGCUGCAAGGUCAUCGCGGUGUUCCUGCAUUAUACCAUCCUGGCGAGCUUCUGUUGGAUGACCGUGGAGGCAUUCUACAUGUACCUUGCGCUCAUCAAAGUAUUCCAGCCAUAUUGGUCAAAACUGAUCUUGAAAUUGGCCAUAUUUGGGUGGGGCUUCCCUCUCAUACCUAUUGCCAUAACAAUAGGGAUCAAUCGAGACAAUUAUGGUCUACAAGGAAUGUGUUGGUUACGGCCAAUACCUCUAUUUGCUUCUUUUGUUGCACCGGCUUGCCUCAUGCUCGUGGUAAAUUUUGUGAUAUUUACGAUGGUAGUCUGGAAACUGUAUGGAAAGAAACAAGGCACUAUCCUUACUAAGACGGACAAGAAAUCGACCAGCACACAGCUUCGUGGCGCCGCCAGCGUGGCAGUUCUGUUAGGCCUGACAUGGACAUUUGGCCUGCUGAAUAUCGAAGGCGCGGCAUUGGUGUUCAGUUAUCUGUUCAUAGUAUGCAACACACUUCAGGGCGUGUUCAUCUUCAUGUUCUUCUGUCUCUGGAAGAAGCAGGCAAGGAAUGCGUGGGCAAAGAAAUGCGGAUGCAAGUUCUUGAGGCAGGACAGAUACAAGUCCAGCAGCGGAACUGGGAAUGGCAGUUCGGGAACUGGAACAGGUUCAACGGGGUACAGCAAAGACUCUAACUCGAAACAAGGGAAGACGAUCAGUGAUGCCAGCCUCACGUCAGGCGACCUUUCAGGCAAUGAGUUUGUAACACUGAACCACAAGAAUGUCAAGGAAACCAUUGUUCUGAAGCCUGCGUCACAGCGGAAUGAUAAUGGUCCAGCAGUUUUUCAAAAAUGUUGAAUCUGGGGCCGAGUCCAAAGCGCCCCGCAUAUAACCUCGAAUCGCCAGCAGGAAGAAAUAGUGUAGAUUGACAAGUGAUCAACCACCGAUGAUUUGGCGGAAACAAGGCUAUCCUGGCCAGAUCUCAAUUCGGGCAAAACUUAGCUGCCCGCAAACAAUUCGUAAAUAUUAUGUCCGCAUCGUUUGGGGCUCUGGAGGGCAAACUACUGGUCGGAUUUCUUCGAAGUUUUGUUUUUAUUGAUCCUUGCCGCAAAACCAAACAGGAUUUAAGGGGUUCAGCUCUC
Molecule: messenger RNA, 4536 nt
Organism: Lineus longissimus
Lineage: Eukaryota; Metazoa; Nemertea; Pilidiophora; Heteronemertea; Lineidae
Product: adhesion G-protein coupled receptor G6-like
Exons: 1
Coding region: 1190-4252 (1020 amino acids)
Biological process (GO): cell surface receptor signaling pathway; adenylate cyclase-activating G protein-coupled receptor signaling pathway
Cellular component (GO): plasma membrane
Molecular function (GO): protein binding; G protein-coupled receptor activity
Source: RefSeq, a predicted model, not a curated record